UCUCCAUCAUGGUGUGCCAACAGACUGCUCUGACAUAGCCCUUUCUCAGCUAUUCCCUGUCUCACAGGUGCAUCUGCAGCCCCAAGCCAUGUCCUGCUACACGCCGUGCCGGCCCUGCCAGCCCUGUGGCCCCACCCCGCUGGCCAACAGCUGCAAUGAGCCCUGUGUCAGGCAGUGCCAGGACUCCACUGUUGUCAUUGAGCCGCCUGCUGUGCUGGUGACCCUGCCCGGGCCCAUCCUCAGCUCCUUCCCACAGAACACCGCCGUGGGAUCCUCCAGCUCUGCUGCUGUUGGCAGCAUCCUCAGCUCUCAGGGAGUGCCCAUCAACUCUGGGGGCUUUGGCCUGUCUGGCUUGGGCAGUGGCCUCUGUGGCACGAGGUGCCUCCCCUGCUGAAGCUGCUGGCGCUGGCCCUGGGGCAGGAACCCAGGCACUCCCAGGAUGGAGCCGCCCUGGGCACGCAGCAUCGGCUUGUGGCUUCCGGAGGGGCUGAGCAACCCCAGCAGCCCCUGCAGAGGGACAGGGCCAGCCUGGGCUCUUGGCAAGCACAGCCCAUCCCUGCCUCUGUCCCCUGCCACUCUCUGCUUUCCCUC
Motacilla alba alba is the source of this 591-nucleotide messenger RNA. RefSeq names its product feather keratin 1-like. NCBI's taxonomy places the organism in Eukaryota, Metazoa, Chordata, Aves, Passeriformes, Motacillidae. The transcript has 2 exons. Gene Ontology annotation, molecular function: structural constituent of cytoskeleton. Gene Ontology annotation, cellular component: intermediate filament. The coding region runs from base 89 to 394 and encodes 101 amino acids. The record is from RefSeq and is a predicted model, not a curated record.